GCCAUUUCUUAAGAUUUGGCUGCUUAUGUGCUGUUCUGUUAUGUGUUGUUUUUGACAUUAAAAGCUCGUUUUCGGCGAAUUAAUAGUUAAAACCUAGGUUAAAACUUGAUUAUUCACCUAUAAAAAUCCAUAUAAUGGGGCAUUAAUAAUGUAAAUUGCAGUGAUUGCUAUUUGUAUUUGCUUUUUUUGUUUUGUGUUUUAACCAGUAUUUGAAGUAUUUAAACUCGGUAAAUCAUUACCUUAAGUGGAGUUUUAGGCAAAUUAUGUAAAUAAAUUGCUGAAAUCCUGCUUCACUUUAAAUACUAGGAAUAAGCAUUGUCAAAGGUCAACAUACAUCUAGGGAGACGUUACCAGUUAUCGAGGUUCGGAAUUCGAUUACUUUGAAAAGGGCAUAACCUUCAAUCUUACAAAAUGUCCAAACGUCGAAUGAAAGGUCCUGGACUGAAGAUUCAGGUUGAAGAAGCAUCCAACUCCAAUCCAGUGACGCCACCAAGAAACUUGGACAAGACAGCUACCAUCACAAUCGGAAGCAAUACUUUUGUUGUUGAAGCUGAUAACCUAGAGAAGAUUUGUGAUCUUGGCCGAGGAGCAUACGGUAUUGUUGAAAAAAUGCGACACAAGCAAACAAAUACAAUUAUGGCUGUGAAACGGAUUACGGCCACAGGCCAAACGCAAGAGCAGAAGAGACUUUUAAUGGACCUGGAUAUAUCCAUGCGAGCAAGUGAUUGUCAAUAUACCGUUCAUUUUUAUGGGGCCCUGUUCCGCGAGGGCGAUGUAUGGAUUUGUAUGGAAGUGAUGGAUACUAGCAUAGACAAGUUCUACCCGAUCGUGUUCAAGAACGGUAGGAAAAUGCCCGAGGAUAUUCUCGGCAAGAUCGCAGUUGCAGUCGUUAAUGCUCUUAAUUAUCUAUACACUAAACUGCGUGUUAUUCACAGGGACGUUAAACCGUCCAAUAUAUUAAUUAACAGAGAGGGAGACGUGAAAAUGUGUGAUUUUGGAAUUUCAGGUUACUUGGUAGAUUCAGUUGCUAAAACAAUAGAUGCCGGAUGCAAACCAUACAUGGCACCCGAAAGGAUAGAUCCACAAGGUAACCCCGGGGAGUAUAACAUCAAAUCAGACGUUUGGUCUCUAGGCAUCAGUCUGAUUGAAAUGGCCACCGGUAAUUUCCCCUAUAGCACAUGGGGAUCUCCAUUCGAGCAGCUAAAACAGGUUGUCAAGGAUGAACCACCUCGGUUGAAAUCAGAUGAUUUCAGUGAUGUUUUCAAAAACUUUAUAAUCGCAUGCCUGCAGAAAAAUUUCCAAAAUCGGUACAACUACGAACAGCUGCUAAAUCAUCCGUUCAUUCAGGAACACACAGAAAAGCAGACGGAUGUCGCAUCCUUUGUGAGCGAAGUUCUAGAUUUGGCUGCAACGGCUUAGCAGUCUUAGUGAUAAAAGAACAUGUAUUUAGUUAGGGGUUUUAUUAGUUAAGAAUCUUGCUUAGAAACAAACAAUUACUACAGUUCUUGUAACGAUUUAUUUUGCCACAACCAAUAUGCCAUAAUUUUGUUUUCUUUCCCUCGAUCUUUCAUAAUUUGCGCACUUAUGUACGAUAGGGAAGAAUAAACAUUUUAAAUCCAUACAAGUAUGUUUUUUGAAGCCAGUACCGGUUUCCUGGGAAAUUCGUAUUUUUAAAAUUGCUGACUUUCAUUAGUUAUUUCGUGUAAAUACGUCAACAAUAUUACUUUCGGCAAUUACCGUUUUACCUUUGAAUAUGGUUUAAAAUUUUUUUGGAUUAAGUAAUAAAAAAUUGAACCAUGCGCCUAA
This is a messenger RNA of Topomyia yanbarensis, 1806 nucleotides long. RefSeq names its product dual specificity mitogen-activated protein kinase kinase 6 (gene lic). Bases 412 to 1419 code for a protein of 335 amino acids. Gene Ontology annotation, molecular function: MAP kinase kinase activity; ATP binding. The record is from RefSeq and is a predicted model, not a curated record. The transcript is spliced from 6 exons. Gene Ontology annotation, biological process: stress-activated MAPK cascade; protein phosphorylation. Lineage: Eukaryota; Metazoa; Arthropoda; Insecta; Diptera; Culicidae.